Andrographis paniculata is the source of this 950-nucleotide messenger RNA. Its product is annotated as PLASMODESMATA CALLOSE-BINDING PROTEIN 3-like. Bases 189 to 761 code for a protein of 190 amino acids. NCBI's taxonomy places the organism in Eukaryota, Viridiplantae, Streptophyta, Magnoliopsida, Lamiales, Acanthaceae. The transcript has 3 exons. The record is from RefSeq and is a predicted model, not a curated record.
CAUAUAUAUAUUCCUCCUCCAUAUGUAAUUCUGUCGAAAUGUAGACAUCACAUCACCACAAAUAUAAAAGCUGUCCACUUGCUUUAACAUCCCCACCGUCCUCCAUCUCUCUCUUGACCAUUUUCAAUUUUCCACUGCUACUCUCUCUCUCUCUCUCUCUCUCUCUCUCUAUCUUCCAUCAAUCAUCCAUGGCCAUGGGUGCUGGUUUUGUUGUGAGCUUGGUGGUUCUGAUGGCUAUGGCGGACCACUCUAAUGGAGCUUACUGUGUUUGCAAUAGCGGGGUUAAUGACAGUGCCCUUCAGAAGAACAUCGACUAUGCCUGUGGGAAUGGAGCAGACUGCUCGGCGAUCCUCCAAAACGGAGCCUGUUACAACCCCAACACUGUCAAGGAUCACUGCAAUUAUGCCGUCAAUAGUUAUUAUCAGAAGAAGUCUCAGGUUUCUGGAAGCUGCGAUUUCGUCGGCACUGCCACCGUCACCCAAACCCCCCCAAGUGCAGCUUCUGGCUGUGUGUACCCUUCAAGUCCCAGCGGCGGCACAACAAGCCCCGGCACCGGCACCGGCGGCGGCGGCGGCGGAUUGACGCCGGGCUCAUCAACGCUGACUCCUCCCGGCAUCGCAUUUGCCCCGGGCAGCGGCGGCGGAGGAUUUACAGACAACAGUGGUGGUAGUAUGGAGACAUUAUUGCCCCAAACUGCCAACACCUUAUUUGUGCUCUUGUCGUUCUCCCUAACUUAUGCUCUCAUCUGCCCAACACUUUGACAAGAAAAAAGAAAACUACUACUGUAAUUUUUUUUGGUUGUUUUUUCUUGGGUCAGAAGAGAGAAGGGUCAAAAAUGCUGUCCUCCUCUGUUUAGAAUUUUCCCAUAUGUAUUGUGUACAUGUACCUAGAUAGAUAAGAGGACACUGCUGUAAUAAAAAUUGACCUAAAUUAGUCCAAAAUGUCAAAAA